This is a messenger RNA of Mangifera indica (mango), 2934 nucleotides long. RefSeq names its product cullin-4-like. The transcript is spliced from 17 exons. Gene Ontology annotation, biological process: ubiquitin-dependent protein catabolic process; protein ubiquitination. The record is from RefSeq and is a predicted model, not a curated record. Gene Ontology annotation, molecular function: ubiquitin protein ligase binding. Lineage: Eukaryota; Viridiplantae; Streptophyta; Magnoliopsida; Sapindales; Anacardiaceae. Gene Ontology annotation, cellular component: cullin-RING ubiquitin ligase complex. The coding region runs from base 232 to 2667 and encodes 811 amino acids.
AAAAGGAGAGAACGAGUGAGGCAAGGCAAAGGAAGGGAAAGCGAAGGCUCUGUGUUGUGUGCGUCUCCAAUCUCCUUCCAUUUGCAUCUUCCUGGCAGGCACAAACACACUCAUACUUACAUACAACAAAGAGAGACAUCUAAAUACUCCAAAGCCAUCUUCAUUUCUUCAUAAAAUUGAUUUUAAAUCUUCUGUACACAGUUACAAUGCUUUAAUUGACGAGUUUUUUUGAUGUCUCUCCCCAAUAAACGCACAAUCAGCAACAUCAAUACCACCAAUACUUAUCACUCCUCCAUGAAGAAGGCUAAGUCUCAGGCCGUCGCCUGCUCCGUCGACCCCGCCAAGAACGGUCUCCACCAUGACUUUAAUAAUGCCAAUAACCCAGAGAAUGAUGUCGUUUUCGACACAUCUUCUAUGUCCCUCGAUGAGGAUCUUAAAACCGACGAAUCUCGUGCCCCUGCCGCCGCCAAUUUGGGACGCAAGAAAGCCCAGCCGCCUCAGCCCGCGAAAAAGCUUGUUAUCAAGCUUGUUAAAGCUAAACCAACACUGCCCUCAAAUUUUGAGGAGGAUACAUGGGCAAAGCUGAAGUCAGCUAUAAAAGCUAUAUUCUUGAAGCAACCAGAUUCCUGUGACUUAGAGAAGCUAUAUCAGGCUGUCAAUGAUCUUUGCUUGCACAAGAUGGGAGGAAAUCUUUAUCAACGGAUUGAAAAGGAGUGUGAAGCACAUAUAUCUGCAGCACUUCAAUCAUUGGUUGGUCAAAGCCCUGAUUUGGUGGUUUUCUUAUCACUUGUUGAGAGAUGCUGGCAGGAUCUUUGUGAUCAGAUGUUGAUGAUUCGUGGUAUAGCAUUGUAUCUAGAUAGAACAUACGUGAAACAAACACCCAAUGUGCGCUCGUUGUGGGACAUGGGCUUGCAGCUUUUCCGGAAACAUCUUUCUUCAUAUUCAGAAGUUGAGCAUAAAACUGUCACUGGUCUUUUGAGAAUGAUUGAGAGAGAAAGAUUAGGUGAAGCUGUUGAUAGAACUCUUCUUAAUCAUCUUUUGAAGAUGUUUACUGCUCUAGGAAUUUACACAGAAAGCUUUGAGAAGCCGUUUCUUGAGUGUACAUCUGAAUUUUAUGCUGCAGAAGGCAUGAAAUACAUGCAGCAAUCAGAUGUUCCAGAUUACUUGAAGCAUGUGGAGAUAAGGUUGCAUGAAGAGCACGAAAGAUGUGUUCUUUACUUGGACGCCAGUACAAGAAAGCCACUUAUAGCAACUGCAGAAAGACAACUUCUUGAGCGCCAUAUAUCUGCAAUUCUAGACAAGGGGUUCACAAUGCUGAUGGAUGGGCAUCGUACUGAGGACCUUCAAAGGAUGUAUGUGCUGAUUUUGAGGGUUAAUGCCCUUGAAUCGUUAAGGCAGGCUCUUGCAUCUUAUAUUCGAAGAACUGGGCAUAGCAUUGUUAUGGAUGAAGAGAAAGAUAAAGAUAUGGUUUCCUCCCUUUUAGAGUUUAAGACUUCCCUUGACACAAUAUGGGAAGAAAGCUUUUCCAAAAAUGAAGCAUUUUGCAAUACCAUUAAGGAUGCUUUCGAGCAUCUAAUUAAUUUGCGUCAGAACCGACCUGCUGAGUUGAUUGCAAAGUUUCUGGAUGAGAAGCUUCGUGCUGGGAACAAGGGUACUUCUGAAGAGGAAUUGGAGGGUACUCUUGAUAAAGUUUUGGUUUUAUUCAGGUUUAUCCAGGGUAAGGAUGUGUUUGAGGCAUUCUAUAAGAAGGAUCUUGCAAAAAGGUUACUGUUGGGAAAGAGUGCUUCUAUAGAUGCUGAGAAAUCUAUGAUUUCUAAGCUAAAGACCGAAUGUGGUAGUCAGUUUACGAACAAACUUGAAGGAAUGUUCAAGGAUAUUGAAUUAUCAAAGGAGAUAAAUGAAUCCUUCAAACAGUCAUCCCAGGCAAGGACAAAACUCCCAUCGGGGAUUGAGAUGAGUGUUCAUGUCUUAACAACAGGGUACUGGCCCACAUAUCCGCCCAUGGAUGUUAGACUACCUCAUGAAUUGAAUGUUUAUCAGGACAUUUUUAAAGAGUUCUACUUAAGCAAGUACAGUGGAAGGCGCUUAAUGUGGCAAAAUUCAUUAGGCCACUGUGUGUUGAAGGCAGAGUUUCCAAAAGGUAAAAAGGAGCUGGCGGUUUCCCUAUUCCAGACAGUAGUUUUGAUGCUUUUUAAUGAUGCCCAAAAGCUUAGCUUUCAAGAUAUUAAGGAUGCCACUGGCAUAGAGGACAAGGAAUUAAGAAGAACGCUACAGUCCCUUGCAUGUGGUAAAGUUCGCGUCCUGCAAAAGUUGCCAAAAGGGAGGGAUGUGGAGGAUGAUGAUUCAUUUGUCUUCAAUGAAGGAUUUACUGCCCCUCUUUAUCGUAUUAAGGUAAAUGCAAUCCAGAUGAAGGAAACAGUGGAGGAGAAUACAAGCACUACUGAGAGAGUAUUUCAGGACCGACAAUAUCAGGUUGAUGCUGCAAUUGUUCGGAUAAUGAAGACAAGGAAAGUCUUAAGUCACACCCUUCUGAUAACUGAGCUCUUCCAACAGCUUAAAUUUCCCAUAAAGCCAGCUGAUCUGAAGAAAAGGAUUGAAAGCCUGAUUGACAGGGAGUACCUGGAGCGUGACAAGAACAACCCACAGAUAUACAAUUACUUGGCUUAAUCCACCUAAUCACAUACACACAUAAAUCUAAAAUCAAAAUCUUUUCCUUGACAAUGACAUGGGAAAUUUCUGUCCAAAAUCCUUAUGCGGCAACAAAAUGUUACUUCCCUUUUGUCAAGAAGAGUACUACUGUACAGAAAGCUGUAGUCCUUUUUUCUUUUUUUAUUAUUUUUGCUGAAUUAACAUUGUAAUUGUAAAUCUUAUUUGGCAUUUGUCUUGAUACACUCAUUCUGGACUUGAGUUUGUUCAAAUAAGUUGUUCUUUGCA